AUGUCGUUGGUGCUGAAUCAAGAAAGUACUGAGCCGUUGGGGAUGUCGAUAUUCGCUCAAACAAUUUUGAAGAUUGCAAUGGAGGAGGGGGAUUUUAUUAGUGAGCAGACGAUGAAAGAGUUGGAAGAGAUGGUUCAGCCGGCGUUGUUGCCGGGGAAAUACUCUGCUGCAUCACCUGGAAGAGUUGAGAUCACACAAGAACAACUCGAGUCUGUCAAAACUGUGUGUGAUGUUGUCAAGGGGCUGGUUGAUGCGGGUAGUUUCAUAUCCGAAAAACUUGGAAAGUACCUGGGACCAAUUGGAACAGUGGCCGGUGUUGUCAAGGAUAUCAUCGACUUUUUCAAGGAGGAAGAGGAGGAUCCUGUGAUGAAAGAGUUGGGAGAGUUGAAGAAACAAUUGACUGCGCUCUCUCAAAAAAUGACAGCCCAAUUCGACGACCUGAAAUCGUUCAUCGUUGAGCAAAACUUCUAUGAUAGAUACACUACCGUGAUGUCUACACUGUUCAUGUACAUGCUGGACACGAUGAACGAGCGAUCGAAAAAGUCGGUGACUCUAUUCGCGGAGGUCUAUAAUGAGAGCAAACCGCAGAAGUUGGUUUAUGAAAUGUUAUCAAAACUGGAACAGGAGUCGACAAACCCUUUGAAGUGGGCUAUGAAAGGUGACAACCUGCAGAGCAAGGCGACGUUCAAAAAGUGGAAGGGAAUUCUGGAGGGUGUGCUCACGGAGGCGCUAUUCCUAGAAGUUUAUGCUUCGGGUCUUCUUCCGGAUGUAGACUCCUAUGGUGUUAACAAGAUACUCGAGAAAAUCGCGCGGUACCAAGAACUUUGCAAGGAAUGGGACGCUUAUUACUUGACAACACCCAACUACUGGCCAGCGGGUGUUGAGAAACUUGUGAACGACGUUCAGGAGAACAAGUCUCUGGAUAGCAAGGAUGAUAAAGUUGACGCGGUUUGGAAGGGUAUCGAAUCGAUUCAUACGAACUCCAAGUUCUUCGCGAUCUGCCUCCCCAAUGCUCAUAUCUGGAGAUACUACAAACAAUUCGACUCCCAAGCGAUCGUUUCCGAUCGCGAAGGAUUUGUCAUCAUUGUCUAUCGAUCAACGGGGAAACCCGUCCGUGACAGAGAAUGGCUCAAAAACUAUAUGAGUACGGAGAUGAAGCUGACACGAGAGGUCGAAGGUUGGCAGUGGAAUCACUGGUCAAUAGUGAGAACUCACUUGCAGCAGAAUAAGGUUGAUAAGAACGGGAAGUUUUUUGGCACGUUCUAUUUGGUUGUGGCGCAGAAGAAAGACUUCAUUGCGGUCAGAUAUUCGGAUAUUGAUGGCUGGGAGUAUGGACCAGGAUUCUUUACAUUCGAUUCGCAGUUGUUGGCUCAUGAUGGGUUGACCAGAUCCUUCUUCCCAAUGUUUUAUCUUUUGGGCGACUAA
This is a messenger RNA of Caenorhabditis remanei, 1425 nucleotides long. RefSeq lists its product as uncharacterized. The transcript is spliced from 9 exons. The coding region runs from base 1 to 1425 and encodes 474 amino acids. NCBI's taxonomy places the organism in Eukaryota, Metazoa, Nematoda, Chromadorea, Rhabditida, Rhabditidae. The record is from RefSeq and is a predicted model, not a curated record.